GAAAUUCAUGUGAUUUCACUUACAUUUUGAGUUCAUUUCGCCUUCUUGUUCGAAAAACGAACACAAAAUCAAGACCCCCCCCCUCCCCCCCAAAAUAGAAGAAAGAUUUAAACACACAAAAAAGAACCACGAAUCCUUUUAACCCUUUCGACAUGCGUGUGAUAGAGAGAGCGGGGGACCAGUAAUUUAGUUUUGUCUGAAAAACUGAAUCUUGGAAAUUAGAAAACGACCAAGUGUUUCUUUUCAAGAGUGAAAAAGAAUGGAAGAGGAAAAGAAGCUUGAAGAGAAGUUAAAGGAGGUGGGAUCCAAGCUGGAAACACUUCCUUCUACUAAAGAUGGUGUUAUUAAGCUUUUAAAGCAAGCUGCUGCUUGUCUUUCUGAGAUGGACCAAUCACCGCUGGUUUCAGUGUCAGAGUCAACGCAGCCGUUUCUUGAUGCAAUUGUAAAGCCAGAUUUGUUAAAGCAUCAAGAUAGGGAUGUUAAGCUUCUAGUUGCAACCUGUAUUUGCGAGAUAACCCGGAUAACUGCACCUGAAGCUCCUUACAGUGAUGAAGUUUUAAAGGAUAUUUUCCACUUGAUCGUAGGCACUUUCAGUGGGUUAAGUGAUACUGGCAGUCCAUCAUUUGGAAGGAGAGUUGUUAUUUUGGAGACUCUUGCCAAAUAUAGGUCAUGUGUUGUGAUGCUGGAUCUUGAAUGUAAUGAUCUGGUGAAUAAGAUGUGCAGUACAUUUUUUACUGUCGCCAGUGAUGAUCAUCAAGAAAGUGUAUUAUCUUCAAUGCAAACAAUAGUGGUUGUUCUCAUAGAAGAAAGUGAGGAUAUCCGAGAGGAUCUUCUACUUAUUAUCUUAUCUGUAUUAGGUCGUAACAGAAAUGAUAUCUCGAUGGCAGGGAGGAAACUUGCCUUGAAUGUUAUAGAGCAUUGUGCAGGAAAACUUGAAGCUGGCAUAAAGCAGUUCCUCAUAUCAUCAAUGUCAGAAGAUAGCAGGUUGGAAAAUUGUAAAAUCGACUACCAUGAAGUUAUAUAUGAUAUUUACCGUUGCGCUCCUCAGAUCCUAUCAGGAGCCAUUCCAUACCUCACAGGAGAGCUGCUGACUGACCAGCUAGACACUCGUUUAAAAGCAGUGGGGUUGGUUGGGGAUCUAUUUGCUUUGCCUGGCUCUGCCAUCACAGAAACAUUCCAGUCUAUCUUUUCCGAGUUUUUGAAAAGAUUGAGUGAUAGAGUAGUUGCUGUUCGGAUGUGUGUCCUUGAACGUGUCAAAAGCUGUCUUUUGUCAAAUCCUUUUCGAGCUGAGGCAGCUCAAAUCAUCUCUGCCCUUUGUGACCGACUGUUGGACUAUGAUGAAAAUGUUCGAAAGCAAGUCGUUGAUGUACUCUGUGAUGUAGCAUGUCAUGCCUUGAAUUCUGUCCCUGUUGAAACUAUAAAACUAGUGGCAGAGCGUCUUCGAGAUAAAUCUCAACUUGUUAAAAGAUAUACUAUGGAGAGACUGGCUGAGAUAUUCAGGGUUUAUUGUGUAAAGUCCUCUGAUGGAUCAGUCAAUCCUGGUGAAUUUGAUUGGAUUCCUGGAAGGAUUUUGAGAUGUUUGUAUGACAAGGAUUUCAGAUCAGAUACAAUUGAAUUUGUUCUUUGUGGGUCUCUGUUUCCAACUGAAUGUGCAGCAGAAGAUAGAAGUAAACAUUGGGUAAGAGUCUUCUCUGUAUUAGACAAAGUUGAGGUGAAAGCUCUUGAGAAGAUCCUGGAGCAGAAGCAAAGGUUACAGCAAGAGAUUUUGAGGUAUCUAUCACUUAGGCAGAUGCGUCAGGAUGGUGAUACUCCUGAGAUCCAAAAAAAGAUUCUGUUCUGCUUUCGGAUUAUGUCUCGCUCCUUUGCAGAGCCUGCCAAGGCUGAGGAAAAUUUUCAUAUAGUUGAUCAAUUGAAAGAUGCCAAUAUCUGGAAGAUUUUAACAAAUCUACUCGAUCCAAGCACUAGCUUCCAUCAAGCUUGCACUGGUCGGGAUGAUUUACUUAAAAUACUUGGCGACAAACACCGACUCCAUGAUUUUUUGAGCAGUCUUUCCAUGAAGUGUUCUUAUUUACUUUUCAACAAGGAGCAUGUGAAAGAAAUCAUUUUGGAUGUCAACAAACAUAAUUCAGCUGGAAAUAUGAAUUUUACAAAAUCUUGUUUGGAUUUACUGGUGAUUCUUGCGCGCUUCAGUCCAUUGUUGCUUGGUGGGUCCGGGGAAGAGCUUAUAAAUUUUCUGAAAGAUGACAAUGAAAUAAUAAAAGAAGGUGCUUUGCAUGUUUUGGCAAAGGCUGGUGGUAUGAUCCGAGAACAACUAGCGGAGUCAUCAAGUUCAAUUGACCUUAUGUUGGAGAGGCUUUGCUUAGAGGGUAGCCGAAGGCAGGCCAAGUAUGCUGUGCAUGCCCUAGCAGCAAUAACAAAGGAUGAUGGGCUCAAAUCCCUCUCUGUUUUAUACAAGAGACUUGUGGACAUGCUGGAGGAGAAGACACAUUUGCCUGCUGUACUACAAUCUCUGGGAUGCAUUGCACAGACUGCAAUGCCAGUUUUUGAAACUAGAGAAAAUGAAAUUGAAGAAUUCAUUAAGAGCAAAAUUCUAGAACGCAGUAGUAAACCAGAAGAUAAUACAAAAGCAUGCUGGGAUGACAGAAGUGAACUAUGUUUGUUGAAGGUUUAUGGACUCAAGACAUUGGUCAAGAGCUACUUGCCAGUUAAAGAUGUACAACUCCGUCGUGGUAUUGACGACCUUCUGGAAAUCCUUAGAAACGUACUUAUGUUUGGAGAGAUAUCGAAAGAUAUUGAAUCAAGUUCAGUUGAUAAGGCCCACUUGAGGUUUGCUUCUGCUAAGGCAGUUCUUCGUUUGUCAAAGCAUUGGGAUCAAAAGAUACCUCUUGAUCUAUUCCACUUAACUUUGAGGACACCAGAGAUUGCUUUCCCCCAAGCUAGGAAGCUGUUUCUGGGUAAAGUUCAUCAAUACAUCAAGGACCGAGUUCUGGAUGCAAAGUAUGCUUGUGCCUUCUUAUUUAAUACCACAGGAUCCAAGUCCCUUGAUUUUGAUGAGGAGAAGCAGAACCUUGCUGAUAUUAUUCAGAUGCACCAGCAAGCUAGGACACGACAAGUCUCUGUGCAAAGUGAUGCAAAUGCCUCGGCAGUUUAUCCUGAAUACAUUAUCCCCUAUUUGGUCCAUGCUCUUGCUCAUCAAUCAUGUCCGAAUGUAAAUGAGUGCAAGGAUGUUAAAGCAUUUGAACCAAUAUACAGGCAAUUAUACUUGAUCGUUUCUAUGUUAGUUCAUAAAGAUGAAGGCGUCAAGUUAGAAGCUGGUACCGACAAGGAGAAGGAGAAGGAGAAGGAGAAAGACAAUGACAAAGACAAAGAGACUAACUCUCUAAUAGUUUCCAUCUUUCAGAAUAUUAAGUGCUCGGAAGAUGUAGUUGAUCGAGAGAAGUCAAAGAAUUCACAUGCUAUCUCUGAACUUGGGCUGUCAAUCAUCAAGCGCUUGGUUCAAAAGGAGGAUGAAAGCGUGCUUCCAUCAGUUUCUUUGCCUCCGAUGCUUUACAAAACAUAUGAAUAUAAAGAAGGCGAAGAAGCUCUGGCAAAUGAAGGGAAAGUGUGGUUGGCUGAUGAAAGUGUCUUGACUCACUUUGAAUCACUUAAGUUCGAGACUGAUGGAAAUGCUAGUGCACAUGCUGCCAGGGAUGAGGAUGUAAAUGACAGUGAAAGAGAAGCUAAUGAAGUGCCUCUUGGGAAAAUGAUCAAGCAAUUAAAAUCCCAGGGAAAUAAAGGUGGAAAAACUAAAAAGAACAGCACUUCAUUGGCUAAAGCAAAAGAUGCUGAAAAUGAUGUUGAUAUCUUGAAGAUGGUCAGGGAGAUAAAUUUGGAUAAUCUGGGGCUAUCUAAUAAAUUUGAGUCAAGCAAUGGACAUAAAGAACUAAGUGAGAAGACAAAGUCAGAAUCAGAGCAUCAAAAAGUGAAAAAAGGAAACAUUACUGUGACACCUGUGCCUGUACCCAAACGCCGAAGAUCAUUAUCUGCUCAUAGUGCUUCUAGAUUGCCCCGAAGUUCUUUAAUGGCUCCUUCAAGAGCUUCAGAGGAUGAUUCAAGCCCUGAUUUGAAGGGAAAAAAACUCAAAGCUGAGCGCACUGGAUCUGAAUUGUUGGUAUAUAGCAUUCAAAAGAAGAAAAAUGUCACAUCCAAACUUAAAGGCAAAAACUCCGAGUUGGGUGACAAUGGCAGGGAAAAUGAAGUUGGAGAAUCUGAUGAUGAUAUUCCAGUGAAGCCUGGGAUGCUAAUGGAGACUGAUAAGAUCAAUACAACAAAUAGUCCUCAGUCUUUGACUAGUUCUAUGAAGAAGCGGAAAAGAAGAAGUGUAGCAGGGUUGGCCAAGUGCCCAACAAAGAAAAGUGGCAUUGAUAUCGAGGAUAUUAUUGGUUACAGAAUAAAAGUUUGGUGGCCCAUGGAUAAGAAGUUUUAUGGAGGCACCAUCAAGUCUUAUGAUCCUUUGAAAAGGAAACAUGUGAUAUUAUAUGAUGAUGGAGAUAUAGAAGUACUCCGUUUGGAUAAAGAGCGCUGGGAGCUCGUUGACAAUGGCCCCAAGCGCACAAAGAAAUCAAUUUCAUUUAAGCGCACCCCUUCCAAGGACAUGUCACCAGCACCAAAAAAUAGAAGUCCAAGUAGUUUAAGUCAGAAUAAGAAGUCAGUGACAAUUGUGAAAAAGAAAAGAACUCCAACAAAAAACUCAAAGCGUGUGUAUAAAGAGCCGAAGGACAAUGUGGAUUCUGAUGCAUCAAGCCCUGAACAUGCCGUGGCAUCUGAAGGAGAUAAACUCAAAUUAGAUGAUCCUAAAGGGGAUCAUGCUGAAAAGGUGUCCCAGGGCAUGACAGAUGGGGAGGAAUCUGAUAAGGAAGUGGUGUCAAUUUCCAAAGGUAAACACUUGGAAGACACAGAGGAAAGGUCAAAUAAUUCUGAGGAAUCUGAUGGAGAAGAGAAAUCCAAUUUUGAAGCUGAAGUUUCUGAAGAUAUGGAAAGCACACCACAAGAUGAUAAAAAAGGUGAUGACGGAGAGGAAUCCCAUUCAGAAGAGAAAGAAGUAGAUGAAUCAAGUGAAGCCUUGGGAGUGAAAGCUAAAAAAGAAAAAUCAGAUUCUGAAGGGAAUCAAGAUGUAGACAUCAGGAAACCUAGCAGAAAGCCAAAGAAACUUAGUAAGAAAUCAUCAAAUGCUGAAGAUGCCGACAUCUCUGAUGAUGAACCUCUUAGCAAGUGGAUGCAUAAAACAGGGAAUACAGCAUCAAGACGUUGAAAGUCAUUUAUCAAAGAAUUUGAUCAAUCUCCAGGUAGUUCUCAAAGCUUUAGAUUUCGUGCCCUCGGUUUAGUUGGUGUAAGCUGGUGCAGAAUCAAAGAAGUUGAAAGCCAUUUAUCAAUGUAAACACACUAAUAAAACAUCUCAAGUGGUUGCCUUUGCACAGAUGAAUGUAAAAUAACCUUAGGCCUUCUCCAUGCUAAGUUAGUAAUGUUAAUGUUAGUUCCCAGGACUAUGGUAGAUGAUAGGAUGGUGGCUUUUGUUCAUUGAUUGUAGUCCUAGUGCAUGUUUUCUAACCACCUGGAUUGCUAAAUUGAUAGGUCUCUUGUAUAGUUACAGUUGGGGAUAGUGUUGUAUGUCAGGAGGAAUUGAGAACCUUUAUUUUGAUUUUGGGCACCCAUGGAAGUGAUAGAUUAACUGCUUAUUUGUCUUGUUGUUUUGUAUCAA
Molecule: messenger RNA, 5737 nt
Organism: Populus euphratica (Euphrates poplar)
Lineage: Eukaryota; Viridiplantae; Streptophyta; Magnoliopsida; Malpighiales; Salicaceae
Product: sister chromatid cohesion protein PDS5 homolog A-B-like
Exons: 33
Coding region: 260-5290 (1676 amino acids)
Biological process (GO): mitotic sister chromatid cohesion; DNA repair
Cellular component (GO): nucleus; chromatin
Source: RefSeq, a predicted model, not a curated record